Messenger RNA from Perognathus longimembris pacificus (Pacific pocket mouse), 3786 nucleotides. It is a transcript of the gene Csf2rb, whose product is annotated as colony stimulating factor 2 receptor subunit beta. Gene Ontology annotation, biological process: cytokine-mediated signaling pathway. Gene Ontology annotation, molecular function: cytokine receptor activity; protein binding. Bases 238 to 2895 code for a protein of 885 amino acids. Lineage: Eukaryota; Metazoa; Chordata; Mammalia; Rodentia; Heteromyidae. The transcript has 14 exons. The record is from RefSeq and is a predicted model, not a curated record. Gene Ontology annotation, cellular component: membrane; external side of plasma membrane.
AAUAAAUAGGAAGCCUGGAAUGCUCACAGCUGCCUAGAGGCUCCCAGAGGAGGCUGGCCUGACCCAUGCCACAGAGGCCCAGAGCCGGUGGAGAGUCUAAGAAUCUUAAGAGCCAGAGACACGGACCUGGCCUAGCUCCCUGCCAGGGAGAAGCCUAGAAAAGCAAUGAGGACCCCAUUGGAGCCCUAGCGUGAGCUCGGCAGUGCCACCCACCUGCAGGUCCACAGCGACCAAGAGAUGGCGCCAAUCUGGGGUUUCCUCCACAUGGCCCUGCUGGCUCUGUGCUGGAGUCCCAGCUUGCCUGUGACAGAAGGCACCAUCCCCCUGCAGACCCUGAGCUGCUACAACGACUACACCAGCCACAUCAUCUGCAGCUGGGCGGACACCGAGGACGCCGCGCAGUUCGUCAAUGUCACCCUGUACCACCGGCUCAACAAGGAUCCCGCACAACCCGUGGCCUGUAACCGCAGCGACAGCUUGCCCAGGUCAGGCUGCCCAUCUCCCCGCUGUGUCCCCAGAAGUUGUAGUAUCUCCUACGAGAGUUUCGUCCUCACUGACAACGACUACUUCUCAUUCCAACCCGACCGGCCUCUGAGCAUCCAGAGGACAGUUCUGCUGGACCAGCAUGUCCGGCCACCCUCACCCCAGGACCUCCAGGUCAGUGCCCAGGGGGAGGAGUUCCUGCUGAACUGGACGGUGGCGCUCGGGGCUGCCCCGACAUCCUGGCUGUCACCCACGGACCUGGCGUUUGAGGUGGUGUACAAGCAGUUGCAUGACUCCUGGGAGGAUGCCACCAGCCUGCGCUCUGAGUCCUCACAGGUCACCCUGGGGCCAGAGCUCCUCACGGCCAGCAGCACCUACGUGGCCCGAGUGCGGACCUGGCUGUCCUCCAACUCAAGCUUGUCGGGACGGCCCAGCCCCUGGAGCCCCGAGGUGCACUGGGAUUCCCAGCCAGGGGACCAGGCCCAGCCCCGCAACCUGCAGUGCUUCUUCGACGGGGUCCACACGCUCAGCUGCUCCUGGGAGGUGCGGUCCCCCGUGAUCCAGUCCGUCUCUUUCGGCCUCUUCUACAGCCUUGGUGCAAAGGAGAGAGAGUGCUCCCCCGUGCUGAAGGAGGAAGUGGGUGGCCUCUACACCCGGCACCGCUGUGGGAUCCCCGUGGCCGACCCCGGGGCCCACGGCCAGUACACCGUGUCUGUUAGGCCACGGAUGGAGGAAAAAAGCAUCCAGAGCUCGGAACACAUCCAGAUACCCCGCCCCACCCUCAAUGUGACUGAAGAUGGAGAUAGCUACAUCCUGCGCUGGACAGCCAAGAAAAUGUACUACCCGCACAUCACCCACAUGUUUGAGGUCCAGUACAGGAAGAACUCUACAGCCAAUUGGGAGGACAGCAAGAAAGAGACCCUGCAGAACGCCCACAGCAUGGCGCUGCCAGCCCUGGAGCCCGCCUCCACGUACGUGGCCCGGGUGAGGGUCAAGCCCAGCCCCGGGGUCUACCACGGGAUCUGGAGCGAGUGGAGCGAGGAGCAGUCGUGGACCACAGCGGCGGUGCUGCCCGUGUGGGUGCUGCCGCUCAUCCUGGCCGGCGUCGUCCCCACCUUGCUGGUGGCCCUGCGCUUCUGCGGCGUCUAUGGGUACCGGCUGAACAAGAAGUGGAAGGAGAGGCUGCCCAACCCCAGCAAGAGCAUCCUGUUCCAGGGCGGAAGCGCGGGGCUGCGGCUCCCCGACAGCGCACGGGCCUUCGCCGGCAGGAGCGCCCCUCCCUGGGGGCCGUGGGGACUCUGUCCUGCGCUGGAGGGGGGCUUGAAGGGCAACGAGGUGUCACCUCUCACCACAGAGGACCCUCAAGUUUUCUACGACUCACCCUCUGAACCAGACGCCACCCCAGCUGAGCCUAGCCUGCCCGCGGAGCGGCCCCCCAGCCCUCCGCCUGACUCCCCUGCCCCUACAGGCCACCCUGAGAAACGGGUCCCCAGCUUCGACUUCAACGGCCCCUACCUGGGGCCCCCACACAGCCAUUCCCUGCCUGAUAUCACGAGCUGCCCACCCUUGCAGGUGGGUGGGAGCCUGGGCCCCCCCGUGCCAAGCUCCCUGGAGUACCUGUGUCUGCCGCCUGGGGGACAGGUGCAGCUGGUCCCCCUGGCCCAGGUGACGGGGCUCAGCCAGCCCGUGAGUGAGGAGCACCAGCCCAGCCCGGAGAAACGCAAGGAGACCCCUUCCCUGGAGCCUGGGGGAGGCCCUGUUAUCUCUGAGCCAAGGGCCGGUGGACAGGACCCAAAGGACAGCCCGGUGGCUCUGCCUGCCACCUCCUCGUCUCCUGCGGUGGCCUCUGGCUAUGUCACCACUGCAGACCUGGCGUUCGCCCUGCCCACGGGGACCCCAUCGGUCACAUUGGCCCCUCCAGGCCCCGUCUCAGACCACACGCCCAGCCUCUGUCCUCAGCCGCCUAGUGGGCUGAUUGGAGCCCCGGCAUCAGGGAAGCCAGCGUUUGGGGGCUACGUGGAGCUUCCCCCAGCCCUGAGCCAGGCCCCCACGUCCCCCGUGGGCCGUCCUGACCCGCCCAAACCCAACAGCCCCCUCCCAAGCCCAGGGGAGACUCGGGAGGAUGGGGCCCCGGUGUCGCCACACCCCGAGGGCCUCCUGGUCCUACAGCAAGUGGGAGACUACUGUUUCCUUCCCGGCCUGGGACCCGGUCCUCUCUCCCCUCGGAGCAAGCCCUCCUCCCCAGGGCCGGGCCCUGAGGCCGGGGAUCUAGAGCAGGCCUGCCCGGGCAAGAAGCCGCAGUGCCAGCCCACAGCUCGGGUGCCCGCCAUCCAGUUCUUCAAGUCCCUGAAGCAGCAGGACUACCUGGCGCUGUCCCCUUGGGGUGUCAGCAAGCCUCCAGAGGUGUGCUGAGCCUGGGCCUCUCUGCGGAGCCCGGGGGGGGGGGUCCCACACUGACCUCAGGAUGCCCCACUCCUCCGUGCCCCUCAACUCCGGGUCUCUGCCCCUGCCCUUCCCUAUCUUUGUCUGUCUGUCUGUCUCUCUCACACACACACACGUGCAUGCACACACACACACACACACACACACACACAUUUUUCUUUCAAGUUAACCUUUUUUAGGCUUUGAGGCAGAGCCUCCCAGGCGCGUUUCCUCUACCUCCCUCCCUCACGUUUUCGAGGCCCGUGUUCCUUGCUUCGCUGCAACCUGCCCUUUCCCACUCAUCUAUUCGUGGAACUAGGCUGGGGCCCAAGCCCAGCCUGUCCUGAGAGUGAGACCUCUGCUGCACAUCUAAGGGCUCAGCCGCCUGGCACCCCCAGUCACCCUCAGAUGACGUCGCUGGCUUGUAGCCGGGCACUGGAGGUGCCGCCACGCGGGCACCUUGGGGAUUGGACCUUGGGAAGACAAGAACCGGACCAGUUCGCGUCAUGGUCAGGCCUGGAAGUCCUCAGCCCACCUGUCCCUCCAAGCAAACGGCCCAGCGGAGUGUACGUCGGGACCAGGCCGAUGGGACGAGAGGGAAGAGGGAUCUAGAACACACUUGAGCAAUGGUGGGAAAGUUGGGGAAAGUUCCAGAAAGAGAAAGGACAUUGAGGUGCAGGAAGACGCUCAGCUGCCUCCUCCCCCAGGACCACGAGGGACCUUGGCCCCCCCCACACUGGCCGUGGAGGGGGGCAGGAUUCGGGGGGGGGGGCUCCUUCUGGGCUUUCUGGGUCUUGCCGGCCUCUGCUUUUACAACGGGGUAUUACAUGAGGCUUGUUUGCAUUAUCUGGUCUUUUAUCACUUGGUGUAGAUUUGUGUUUG